AUGGCAACAUAUACUAGUUCAGAUGUAUAUGACAAGUUGGUACUUAGUUAUGUCUGGAUAAGAAUCAUUUUCCUUGCUUUUAUUCCUCUCUUUGCAGUGCCGCAAUUUAUAUAUCUCUGCAAACGAUUAAAACGACGUCGUAUGCGUGUGGUUGGCACUGAAAGAUAUGUCUCUAGUUUGAAAUAUGGUCCUAAAUUUAUUACCUAUCUUACACUUAUUAUAUUUCCAUUAUUUAGAAUAGCUGAUCAAGUAUGUUUAUUGUACGCAAUACCUAGAUCAGGUGUUGGUUCAAAAGCAUGGAUCUUUGCAGUUGUUAGCACGUACUUUCUGGUCAUAGGAUGGAUAUUCAUCGGUUGUUACUGGGUUCAGGUGAUCUACACCUUUUUCAUCUCAACGUCGAUCAUUCUCAAGAAUUCAAAGAGAGCUUGGGUCACAUCAUGGAUCUUUGCUGCCGUGUUUGGAGCCUGGAUGCUCUUUAUCUUGAUCUAUGGUAUCAUCAGGCAAUCGGCUGCCACCAGUCUCUACGCCUAUGGGUUCUUCUCGUUCCUCAUCAUCCUCGGUAUCAUCAUCGUGGUCCACGGCCUAAUUCUAGUCCGUUUCCUUAAAAAACAAGAAAAUCAUUCAAUUGAAUAUGAAAAUACGAUUAAUAAGACAUUAAAAUUAUCAAUUACAUUAUUGGUAUUUAUUUUAGUAAUUAUUUUUAGAGAUAUUAUAUGGAUGGCAUUGGGUUUAUCGAGAACAUCUGAUUAUCGUUAUAUUACAUACCUGAUAGUUGGUAUUUGUGAGAUUGUGCAAGCGGUGAUUGUCAUGACGGCACUCAGCAAUUCACAACUCUGGAAGGUAUUUACAUUCCAAGAGACCGACAAUUCUAUGCGAAGUUCAAAUGUCGUCGAAGAUGCUGGUUCGGUCAUGGACCAACCUCGUAUUGCCAACCACGUCUACCAUAUCAAGGGUCUCUCUACCAGCGUCGAAGAAGCCACACGUGCCGAAACUGGUGUCGAGUUUGAUACAUUCAUGACCCGUGAAGAAGAGAGUAGUAGUGGUCUAACAGACACUGCCCCAUUAGACAAUGCUUCAACACCAUCAACUGCACAUCAAGAUUCUACUCAACAAAUUAUUUUAUAA
Molecule: messenger RNA, 1125 nt
Organism: Cavenderia fasciculata
Lineage: Eukaryota; Evosea; Eumycetozoa; Acytosteliales; Cavenderiaceae
Exons: 3
Coding region: 1-1125 (374 amino acids)
Source: RefSeq, a predicted model, not a curated record